UAUUGGGCGGGCCCAAGUUCCGGCCUCAACGGACUCCACUCCACUCCGCUGAAGGCUAACUGGGGAGACGGCAACACCGUCACGGCGCCAGCGAGGGUUUUGUUUCGUUCUGUAAAUGCGACGGAGAAGAAGAAGAAGCAGAAGGAAAGCAGCGGUGAGCCCUGGCAGAUAACAAGGUUCCUAAUUCUCCGAAUUCCUCUUCGACGUGAUUUCCCGUCCUCGCUCCUCCGGCACCUCUCAAGCUCGUCGAUUAACAAGGAACGCUCCUUCACGGUUUCGUACCUUGUGAGCCAGUUCGGCAUUUCAUCGAACAGGGCAUCUGCACUGUCCAAAUACGUCAAAUUCCAAACCCCAGAGCAGCCCAAUUCAGUGCUUCGUUUCCUCAGGGAGCAACAUUUCUCGGAAUCGCAGAUUUCGAACGUCGUGAAGGGAUGCCCGCAGGUGCUUAUGGCACAACCAACAAAGACCCUUUUGCCCAAGCUACAGUUCUUGCGCUCCUUGGACUUAUCGGACCCUGAUGUCGCCGAGUUCGUGUCAUCCUCCCCUCGAAUUUUGACGGCGAGCUUGAAAAACCAGUUGGUCCCUUGCUUCGAGUUCUUCAGAGACCAUUACAAGUCCAGAGAGGAAGCUGUUGCAGCCAUCAAGAGGCGCCCACGUACGCUGACAACCACCAUUCAUCGACAAGCUCCCCCUUUACUUCAGACCCUACGAGAUGCUGGAACCCCGGAAAGGGCCAUCACGCUGUUUGUCCGCCAGUACUGGACGAUACGAUGGAUCCCUGGCAAGUUCCAGAGGGUUGUGGAUGAAGUGGUAGCCAUGGGGAUCGACCCAACCAAGUGCAUUUUCGUUGUUGCAGUUGUCUUGCUCUCGAGUGUUACCAUUUCUACUUGGAAACAGAAGCUUGCUGUGUAUGCAAAAUGGGGUUGGUCCCAGGAGCAGGCUCUUGAAGCGUUUAGAAGAUGGCCUAAUUGCUUUAGGGUAUCUGAGAAGAAGAUAGAUGGGCUGAUGGAUCUGUUUGUGAACAAGCUAGGGUGGGAGUCAUCCUUUGUUGCCAAGUACCCGAUCGUCUUUACAUAUAGCCUGCAGAAGAGACUCCUGCCACGAGCUUUUGUUCUGCUGUUUCUGGAUUCGGAAGGUUUGCUACCUCAUGACCGAGCUUCUCCGAGGUGGUCAGUCUUUCUCAUCAGCGAAAAGACAUUCCUGGAGAAGUAUGUUCUUCCUUACCCUGAAUCUUCUGCUCUUUUGACGUUGUACUUGGAAAAGAAGAAGUCUGGCCUUCCUUCCAAUCACGAGGGGAGAACUACAAAGAAGAAAAAGAUAAAGAUAAAGGAAGGCUCGUAUACUUAAUGGUGUGGUAUGCUACCAUUUGUCCACAGAUUAUAGUAGCUAAACAAUUGCCCCUAUAAGGCUAUAACCUUGUGCCAUUAUUAAUCUAUUUUGCGGUUUCUUCUUCUUCAACUCUUCUGGUUCUGGAUCAGGAAUAUGAACACUGUAUAGGAAGCUUGGUCGAGCUUAUAUCCGACAUGUUUUCUUUUCUUUCUUAGCUUCUCUAAUGAAAGAUGAAGUGAGAAACACAAGAAGAAAUCCCUCACUGGUU
Linum tenue is the source of this 1597-nucleotide messenger RNA. The record is from the annotation of a GenBank genome assembly. Lineage: Eukaryota; Viridiplantae; Streptophyta; Magnoliopsida; Malpighiales; Linaceae.